GCAGUCACACUACUAUUGGAAAGUUUUUUUAAUGGUUUAAUUAAAUUAUUAUAGUUGUUUAUUUGGUGGACUGCACACACACAAAAGCGGUUGUAAGCGCAUGCAGUGUCGCAGCGAACACCGAACUGAGCCGGAAAGCAGCAGAAAUCUCUGAAUUUUCUCGAAACCCAAUCCGCCCGCAUACCGUGGCAACAAAAACAACUGCAGCACACAAAGAGAAGACAGCACACAAGUCCACGCAUCGCACUACGACCAUCGCAAAACCCGUUUCCCGCGCGCCUCUUUAUUCGAUUUGCAUUGCAACCCCCCGCCCCCGCGGAUUCUGCUGCGGCGGAAUUUGGUGCCACAUUAAGGGGCGUCUAUAACUUCAACCCAACUCGCAAGUGAACUGCAUUAUGAUGGUGGAGUCCGACGGUACUGCCGAUGCCACCCGCCGCCUCAACGUGAAGAAACAAACGCUGGACGAUGCGUACGCGGUGCCCGCCAACUUCCUCGAAAUCGAUGUGGUCAAUCCUCUGACCACCAUGGCGGCGGGCAAAAAGCGCUAUACGGACUACGAAGUUCGCAUGCGGACAAACUUGCCGGUCUUCAAGGUGAAGGAAUCGAGCGUGAGACGGCGUUACAGCGACUUUGAGUGGCUGAGAAACGAGCUGGAACGGGACAGCAAGAUUGUGGUGCCGCCGCUGCCGGGCAAGGCCUGGAAGCGGCAGAUGCCGUUCCGCGGUGAUGAGGGCAUCUUCGACGAGAGCUUCAUCGAGGAGCGUCGCAAGGGCCUGGAGGCGUUCAUCAACAAGAUAGCCGGUCAUCCGCUGGCGCAGAACGAGCGGUGUCUGCACAUUUUCCUCCAGGAGAACCUAAUCGACAAGAACUAUGUGCCGGGCAAGAUACGGAACACAUAAGGAGACGACGACACCAGCAACAACAACAAAAACAGAAUCAACAGCAAUGCAAUGAAUGAAGCAAACAACUCGAACGAACAAAACCGUUACGAACUCUAUUAGGGAGUAGACCCGAUCCGUGUGUAUGUGUAUGUGUGUGUGCAUGUGUGCUUAGCAAGAUUAAGAAGGAACGAAGAACUGGAAGGAAGGAAGGAAGGAGAUGGGCGAGAGAAGGAGCGUAGAAGUAGAAGUAAAGGAAUCUGUUUAUUAUUCGGCGCAAGCGGAAGUGAGUGGAAGCGGAAGUGUAAGUGGACGUUACGUCGCUGCUGCUGAUGCUGAUGCUGCUGCUGCUGCUCAGUUAAUGUUGAAGCAUUGGGAGUUUUUAAAUGCUAAAUUCAAGUUUAUAUGGUAUACAUACAUUAUAUACAAUAUAUAUUAUACAUACAAUACAUAUAUUUACAUAAUAGUGUACAUAAUACAUACAUACCUACCACGCCCACUCGAUGAUUGACGACUCCUCUCUAACGCCCCCCAAGUCCCGUUGCCAAAAGUCUUGGCAGCUCCAUUCCCCCCGCCAUUAAAGCGGGACCCCGUCAGUGUAGUUGUGCGAAAUUUUAAAAACUAUUUGUUUUAUGCGUCAAAUUGCAGCAGUAAGAAAGCAGCAAAAGUUAUAUAUCCUCCCUCGCCCCACAGCAAAUGGAAACCGUCAAACUAUAUGAAAACUAUGGAAUAUUUUGAAUCAAUUUAGUGAAUAAUAUUGUACUUCGAAUCAAAUUAAAAUAAUUAAAACAAACAAAA
Drosophila obscura is the source of this 1676-nucleotide messenger RNA. It is a transcript of the gene Snx3, whose product is annotated as sorting nexin-12. Lineage: Eukaryota; Metazoa; Arthropoda; Insecta; Diptera; Drosophilidae. Gene Ontology annotation, biological process: late endosome to Golgi transport; endocytic recycling. Gene Ontology annotation, cellular component: retromer complex; early endosome membrane. The coding region runs from base 396 to 899 and encodes 167 amino acids. The record is from RefSeq and is a predicted model, not a curated record. Gene Ontology annotation, molecular function: phosphatidylinositol-3-phosphate binding. The transcript has 3 exons.